Messenger RNA from Papaver somniferum (opium poppy), 342 nucleotides. RefSeq names its product MADS-box protein FLOWERING LOCUS C-like. The record is from RefSeq and is a predicted model, not a curated record. Lineage: Eukaryota; Viridiplantae; Streptophyta; Magnoliopsida; Ranunculales; Papaveraceae. Gene Ontology annotation, biological process: regulation of transcription by RNA polymerase II. The transcript has a single exon. Bases 1 to 342 code for a protein of 113 amino acids. Gene Ontology annotation, molecular function: RNA polymerase II cis-regulatory region sequence-specific DNA binding; protein dimerization activity; DNA-binding transcription factor activity, RNA polymerase II-specific.
AUGGGGAGAAAGAAGAUUGAUAUAGAAAAUAUUGAGAAUACAAACCAGAGAAUGGUAACUUUUUCGAAAAGAAGAAGCGGCCCCGAGAGUAAAGCUGCUAAACUUCGCAAGUUACGUGCAAAUAAUGUUGUCUGUUUAAUCGUAUUCUCUCCUGCUGGAAAGGCUUACACCUUCAGUAAUUCUCGUAUAGGUGUAUGCAAUAUGGUUGAACGGUUCCUCGAAGAACAAACGAAAGAUAAGAACAAGAAAAUAAGAAUGUUCACAGAAGUAAAUAUUCUACGCAAUGCAGAAGCAAAGCUGGUGUUGGGACUGGGAGUGACGGCUUUUGGUGGGAUAAUAUAG